GCACCUUCGCCCCCGUCUUACUUCUUUUUCCUUCCCUCUUCACUACGUGCAAAGAGGUCAACAACAAGAUCUCGUCCCCACCAGCCGAAAACCUUUCAUCAACAAAAACCCAACCGCUCGAUUUUCAUUCUGCUUCUCACACACACUCUACUUCUCUUUCAAAACCGCCAGCAUGUCGACCUCUGAAGAGUUUGUCAUCGACCCUUCUGCUAUCAAGGAGCUCCAGCUCCUCGAGGCCAGCCUCUGUGAUGUCGACACCGAGAUCACAGCCAAGCAGUACCUGAUGACCAGGGACAUCCUCCAGGCACGUCAGAGCACCAUCGCCAAGAUCCCCAACUUCUGGGCCGUCGUCUUCGACCACGCGUCCACCGAGCUCGAGGCUGCCAUCACCAGCAGCGACCUCGAGGUCUUCGCCAAGGCACUCAAGGGCAUCGAGGUCGGCCGUCCCGAGAUCCCUGCCUCUGCCCACCCGUCGCAGGUCGGCCUCAGCAACUUUGGCGAGCCCCGCUCCGUGACCAUCCGCUUCCACUGGUCUGAGAACGAGUGGUUUGCCG
Cryphonectria parasitica EP155 is the source of this 554-nucleotide messenger RNA. RefSeq lists its product as uncharacterized. The transcript has a single exon. NCBI's taxonomy places the organism in Eukaryota, Fungi, Ascomycota, Sordariomycetes, Diaporthales, Cryphonectriaceae. The annotation marks the transcript as partial. The record is from RefSeq and is a predicted model, not a curated record.